AUAGUGGCAUACUAUUUUGAUAUCCUGUGUGGUUGGGGAUCCGCGCGAAGCUUUCCGGUACUUCCUCGUGUAGCGGGAGGAUAAAGCAGUGACGUCGGCGGACUGAUUCGGUGGCAACAGCGCCGCAAAGGCGAAGAAUCUCCGGCCGAGCUGGACAGGCAGAUACGACGCGAAACACACACACACACACACACACACACACACACACACACACACACACACACAGGGAGAGCGUGAAUUGUACAUUUAUUUGAAGCAGGCAGUCUCAUAACGUAUGCUUGGGGAAACCAUGCUUUAUCGCUGAGAAAGAGAUUAGGCUGACGAUCACUCUGCAGCAGCGCAGUGCCUGGGCUUCACGUGACAGUGCGAGACUUUUAACGUCACCGUCCGUCCCGCGGUUUAUGUCUUGGAGCCGCGAGCACGCGCGCCCAUGGCCUCGAUAAACCGGGACGAGGAGCAGCGAUGGGUGCCGACGCACGUGCAGGUGCUGGUGAUUCGCGCCCGAGGGCUCCGCGCCAAGGGCAAGCACGGAACGAGCGACGCAUACACCGUGGUGCAGCUCGGCAAGGAGAAGUACUCUACAUGCGUGAUGGAGAAAAGUACCGAGCCUGAAUGGGGCGAGGAAUGCUCAUUCGAGCUGCAGCCUGGUGUGCUGGACGACAGGGGCCGCGACGGGCACCCGGCGAGUACUUGCGACCUUACCUUCACCGUCAUGCACCGCGCGCUCAUCGGCCUUGACGUGUUCCUGGGCCAGACCGUGAUCGCGCUGGAUAAGGCGUUCCAUGAGCGUGUGUGCAUGAGAAACGAAUGGUACAAGCUUCAUUCUAAAACUGGCAAAAAGGAGAAAGAAAGAGGGGACCUUCAGCUAACGGUGCAGUUUACUCGCCAUAACCUGACAGCCAGCAUGUAUGACCUCUCCAUGAAGGACAAACCUCGGUCAGCCUUCAUCAGGCUACGUGAGCGCAUGCGUGCACGGAAGCAUGGUGGGGAUGAAGAGUCCUCCUCAGCCAUCGUGCCAGGGGGUUAUGGGACAUUGGCACGCACGCGGGGCCGUCUGCCAAGUGAUGGUGGUGGAGAGGAAGACUAUGAGGAUGAUGAGGGAGGAGAGGUAAGACGAAGUAAAAUGAGGAGUUACUUCCUUCAUGGAAGGUUACGGAAGUCUUCAGACACACGUUCUAGCACGUCUCUAGGUUCUGAGAGCAGUGAGUCAUCUUCCAGAGGGGGAAGCCUUAGCCCAACUGCUGGCAUCAGUGUAGUGGUUUCGGACCUCUCCAAUUCACCCAGCAACAGCAGCAACUUGACUGCAGACAACAGUCCAGAGCACACAGUAGCCCCCUCACCACUAGUCUCCCCUGUUAGACAUGGGUUUGAUGAGGUAUGUGACCAUAGCAUCCCAGUGCCUCAUUCUCUGUCCACUGACAGUGAUGCCCCUAUUCUCCUGCCCUCUGUCUGUGUUAAUGGAAAUCCAGUAGAGACAUCUCCUCUUACUCACCAACCCCCCUCACUGGUACUUCAACAUCCUAGGCCACAGACAGAGACCCGACAAGAAUCACCACACACUCCUUGGACAAGCCCACCAAUGAAAGGCAAACCCACUCAGGCCCAAACUUCCCAGCUCUCAGAAAUCAAACCUCAACCCAGUCCUGAGGUCCAGACCAAGCAACCCAAAGUGGAGUCUAAAUCCAAGCAUGACCUGCAGUUCCCUGCAGUAGGAAUGCUGCAGAAGGGCUCUGCACUCUCUUUAUCCUUGCAGAACCUCUCUCGCCAUAAAGAGGACCAGCAGGGCGGAGGGCCUAUAGAAGGCCGCCGUUGGUCCUUUGAUAAACCAGGAGAAGAGGAGAAAGCGGCCAUAUCAGCUGCACUGGAGCAUGCUGGGUUGAUAGCCGAUGAAACAGUGGUGGAAACAGGUGUCUCUGUAAGCGAGAUAGAAGUUCAAGGCAAGAAGAAGCGAAGCUUGUUCUCACAUUCACAGCCUGAAAAAAAGGAAACUGGCAAAGCUCAGCCGGCUACAGAGGGAAGACACAGAGGCUGGUUCAGCUCUAAGGACCCAUACAGUAAACCAAGCCAACUGGUUGCACCUCAGACAGACUCCAGCUCCAACACAGCCCUUCCCCCUUUAUCCCUGUCCCCCACUGACUUCUUAGAGGGGGUGGCUUACAAACACACUAACCCCUUCACUUCCUCCUCAUUCAUCUCUCCUGCUAACCCUUUCUUUUCACUUCUGAAGCAGAAUCCAUUUUUCCAGGAGCUGCAUACUGCCACUCCUUUAACACCUGCUUUGCCCUUUCUCUGUAGCCCAGCCAUCUGUCAACCUGAAGUACCUGCCUCAAGACCUGGACACCCCUCCCCUCCUCUACAUGUAGUUGAAACUGGAAAUGCAAAGGGAGUCCUAGUGGAUGGAUCAUUACAAUAUCUUAAUUCAUUUUGCAGAACUGAUGCACCGGAUGACACUGACAAAUGUAUCCAAUGGGAUGAUUUCAUUGGUGAUAGACUGAAGCUAAACUCAAAGAUUGGGGCUCAGAAUGUGAACAUCCUCCCUUCUCCCUACCUGUCUGACCCACCUAAUCAAACACAGUGUUGUGAAGGUGAAAAAAAUAAAGUUCUAGAGGUGACCAAUGAAGGUGUAAAGGUGUCCAGUAAAGCUCUUGAAAGUGAAUGUAAUAUAACAACAGACUGCACUUUCAUUCUAGAAGCACUUCCUCAGUUUGAAGCUGAAGCAUAUUUUCUGCACUGUAGCACUCAGAAAACUGACCUCAAUAAUUUUGUUCCUCAGGACUCUUCAGAAUCUGAAUUUGACUCCUCACUGCCUGAUAACUCGAGCAUAGAUUUCUCUGAACUCAAUGCCCUAGCAUGCCCUUACCAAACACUUUUAAAUGGCACAUUUAAUAAGGACAAAGUCAGCACAGCCUCAGUCUGCCAAAUAAACAUUACACCAAAUGCAAUGUUGGUGUCAUCUGUGGUUCCUAAACCCUCAGCACCCAAUUCUGAAAUAUUAGAUUAUUUAGACCUGUUUGAAAAAUCUGAACAAGAAAUAGUCAAGUGCCUUUCCACCAAGAGGCAGACAGAUGAUUAUACUAAAUGGUCUGUAGAAAUCCAGAAUACAGUGCUGCCUUCCUGUAAUUUUGAUAUUCUGGAAGCAUAUCCUAUUGUAACCUCUGGAUCUACACACAAGGGUUGUAAUGUCCCAGAAUCAAAGUCCUCCCCAAAAGGACAGAGGAGCUCCAAAUCAGAUGAUGGUAUUGGAACAGGAGACAGAGAAUUGCAAGAGUCUGCCGUUAAAGAGGGAACAUACUUGGAUGUCCAUCCAGCAAUAUAUCCAUUGUCAAUGGAGAAAGAUAAUUCAAGUAAUCCAGGAUGUGAAUCAUUAGACAGAAGUUUUGUAGGGGAAGGUUUUGAUGGAGGUUCUUCUAUGGACUCAUGCUGUAUGUCUCUUACAAAGCAGAAAGUCAGUGAUUCACCACCUAAUAUAUCUAUAUAUGAGGUAGAUGCACCAAAUGAUAGCAGAAUGACGGUAUCUUCAGCAGUAUCUCCUAAGUACGUUCUCUCUCAUAGCCUGUAUGAAAGUGUAGAUUCUGAACAGUACCUCACCUGUAUGUCACAGAACACUUCCCUUACCAUCCCCCAGCGAUCGCCUGUGGACAGUUUUCAAGAAUCCAAACCAAAAUCUGAUUUGUACCAGGAAGUUCUCUCAACAAAUGACCAAUCUCAAAGAUCCCUGUCAGUACUGCAGCAACCCCCAGCUGAGAUUAUUCAAGAAGCUUUGCCAAGGAAUGGAGAGAUUUCUCAAUAUGGUCUUUCGAAUCCACCAGUAUCUCUUUCCUUUUUGCCAAAAUCUGUCUCAUCACAGAAUACUUUUAAAAAAUGUGACCUUACAAAAGAGGCAUUAACAGGUACAGUUACAAAUGAAUCAAUACAAAAAUGUGAUCCCCCUAUGGACACAAAAAUGAACAAUGAUUUGCUACAUGAGAGAAGUCCAGAUAUAUUUGAGAUGAUUACAACAAAGUCAGGGGAAUUUCUUUUAAAGUUAGACCCAUAUACAGUUAUGGAUAAUGAUAAUUGCUUUACUGAGCCUCUGCAGUCCAAUGUGCAAUGUGAUGGUAUUCUAGAGGACCCGGAAAUUAUCACAGAUAUUUGUCAGUCUGCUAAGAAUAUGUGUGCCUCUGAUUUUGUAUCUGAACCAACCUCUGGCAUUACUCAGGACUUGGUUACGACAGAUUUGCUCCCGGAUAACAUGUUUGUGGCCCAGCAUGCUGCGACACGUUCUGUUGGCAUGAGCCCUGUCACACUCCCUCUGCCUAGGGAGACUUGCACAAACAUGGAAUUGUAUCCGCAUUCUAUUAAAGCAUCACAAAUAAGUAAAAACAAACAAGUGGCAACUACUGCAGCUUCAGUUCCGCAAGUGGGGCACUCGGACAGUGCUACACACUGGCCUAAUAUUCAUCCACCUCUCUCCGAGCCCUCAAUUAUGGAUCAGCUGACUUCAGGGAAUGAUCUCUUGAUGAGCUCCCCCUUAUCUUUACUUAACCUUUCACCACUAGCCUCAUCUACACCACAUGUAGAAGAAGGUAUUACCAGUCUGCCACUGUCCUCCUUUCCUAUGACAUCUGCUCCAGCAAAAACAUUGCUGCAUACUACUCUGGCUACUACUACUCUUUCCCCUGCAUUUACUGCAUCAUGUGAUAGUUUUCCUCAGGAAGAACAUCAGGUAACCUGUCAUCUCAGCAGUCCACAUCCAGUGAAGCCUUUGACACCUCCAGAUGAGAAGAGGUCAGAAGGGUGGUCUAUGUUUGAGAAGCUCAAGUCCACCAUUCAUUCAGGACGAGGUCACCAAGGAGACCAGGAACAUGAGAAGAAGCUCUUGGUGGAGGGUGGAGGUUCCUACUACCAUCUAAACCACAGUGAGCUGGUGUCGCUCCUUCUGCAGCGGGAUGCUGAGCUCCAACAAGAAAGAGAGGAGUAUGAGCACCGUGGCUUGUUGCUAGAGAAGCGGGAGGUGGAGAUAAAGAAGAUGAAAGUUGUAAUUCGAGAUCUAGAGGAUUACAUUGACACUUUGCUAGUUCGCAUUAUGGAACAAACUCCUGCACUGUUGCAAGUUCGUUCCAAAAUGAAAUGACCAUAUAGUGAAUCAGCAAACAUUUCACUGUCACUUCACAAAUCUUCCACAACCCCUGGGCAGAAGUUGCAACCCUGCACUGCUACAAUGUAAAUGUAGAUUGAAGCAUUACUGAACAGGCACAGAAAUGAUAUAUUUGGCAUUCUUUGCUGUCUCAAAUGCAGUGUCUACCAAUUUGCACCCAUCCCCUUGCCUUCCUGACUCCCACAAUUGUUAUUGUUAUAAAAAUUCUGAGAAAUUUUACUUAGUUGAUGCUCACUUCCUCUAAACAGAUGUGUAAAAGAUGUGCAUCUGUCCAGCUAGUUACCAAAGCUGCCUGUCAGUCAAAGGAAAGUGUGGUCUGGAUUUUGAAAUCUUGGGUGUAGAAUCUUUGCUGCUUGAAAUAAUGUUUAUUCAUAUGUUCAAUUUUGUUCUUCCUUUCUCCUCACGUUAAUGGGACCUAUGCCAUUUAAUCUCAUAAUACUAUGCUGCUUAACCCGGCCGAUUCUAUAGAUGUUGCGUUGGGGGGAUAUAUAACUGCAAAAAAAAAAAAAAAAAAAGCAGAAUUGGUCAGUUCACAUCAGCUUGUGCCUCAUGUCAUGUCUUCCGCACUUUAAGCAUAAGAGUAGAGGCACACACUAAAAUAGUGUUUCCCCAGCCCGUCUUUGCCAACCAGUCCCACUCCCAUCCUGCUCGAGCUAACAUGCACACAUUGCUGCCAGUGCUUUCAGGUGUAAUGAACAGGAUAUAUACUGUUACUGCUUAUAUGCCACUCUGGUGAAAUGCCAAAUGCUGCCUUAUCAUAUGUCUCUAUUCUGUUAUUGUUGAAACCAUCACUUUUCAGCUCUACAUUUUAUCUUGAAGUGGGACUGUAAGGGACUGUGGGUUCAUACCUGGUUACCAACAGACUGUUAAAUCAGGUAAUGUCAUAGGCUAUUACUGCCUCAAGUGUUGAGCGAUGAACAAACAGUACUGUCACAAGGAUGUGGAUGGUUAUGAAAUACCAAAUGCCAAAGGUUGCUGUAAUUCAGUGUCACAGUAUUCCCAGUGCAGCCAUGGAUCCGGUCUGUGUUGAUGUGCCUGCAUUGUUACCCUGAUGUUGCCACUAUCAGUGUUUUUUGCAGUGUAAUACCCUCUGUAGUUGUGUGGUAGCGGCCUGUGUAACAGCACUUUCUAACCACACAUCCACUUAAUAAAACGGUUCUUCCUCAAAAGCAUAAGUACGGAGUAAACACAAAUAACACACAUACAUAUACAUUUACACUGCACUAGCUCAUUCUCUGAACCUAAGAUCUUUGCAGUAUUCCUGUGCUUACUGUAAUUCUUAUAGUCCAGCUAAGCUAGAAAAUCAGAGAUCAAUAUAUUACACAUAACUUGUCAAAACAAUUAGAAGCACUUAAGGUUUUGCCUCUUACUGAAUUAUGAACUCUAGGUCCUAGGUUGUGAUUGAUGUAUAAAUGGAGUGACUUGGACUGUGUCGUUUUAAUUGACUCAUGGAAUAUUAAUGUCAGUCAGAGACUAAAGUUUACAAUUCUUAAUAAACCUGUUGUUUUAUCUUCGUAUGGCCUUUUUUAAAGGUUAUAAUAUUUACGCUUUCUUUUCUUUCUAGUAGUUUACUCUUUCACAGUGGUUACUCUAAACUAUAAAGUUCUGUUAUCAAAGUUUUUUCUGUUAAAUGUUGACCCAAAAGUGAACAUUUAACAGAAAAAACUGCCUUUUAUUUUUACACCCUGUUUGAGAAUAUGCUGUUCUAUGACUGUGUUCGUUAUUUAGAAGUCUUAUAAUGUAGGAAGCAAUAGUGCAGAUUGCUAGAGAACUGUGAAAAGCCAGAUGCCACCUGCAGUGCAGUUAGGAAGUACAAGUGCCCUUGACUUAAUGAUAUGUUGAAGAACGUGUCAGUAGAAUGAACAUGGAAAUAAUUAUUUGUAUUGUUAAUUUGUUAAUCUGAGCUGCAUUUCUGUAGCAAAACCUCUGGUAUAUUUGUUUGGAAAUAAAAACAAUUAUUUGUGUUAA
Tachysurus fulvidraco (yellow catfish) is the source of this 7105-nucleotide messenger RNA. It is a transcript of the gene rab11fip5a, whose product is annotated as RAB11 family interacting protein 5a (class I). The transcript has 6 exons. The coding region runs from base 431 to 5113 and encodes 1560 amino acids. The record is from RefSeq and is a predicted model, not a curated record. Gene Ontology annotation, molecular function: small GTPase binding. Gene Ontology annotation, cellular component: recycling endosome; early endosome; mitochondrion. Gene Ontology annotation, biological process: regulated exocytosis. NCBI's taxonomy places the organism in Eukaryota, Metazoa, Chordata, Actinopteri, Siluriformes, Bagridae.